Molecule: messenger RNA, 1229 nt
Organism: Lates calcarifer (barramundi perch)
Lineage: Eukaryota; Metazoa; Chordata; Actinopteri; Centropomidae
Exons: 2
Coding region: 414-1040 (208 amino acids)
Source: RefSeq, a predicted model, not a curated record
ACUAGAUGAAUUACUGUCUUGUCAAUCCUACGGGGACCUGAUAUUAUUCUUUCACUGCUGAUAGCUGUGGUUCCUCUGUGGCAUGAAAGAAGGCAGAUACUUUGUAAAUCUUGUUACUGAACUAAUUCUUAUCUAAUCUGUCAUUAAUUAAAAAAAUCCAAAUAGUGUUUCUCUAUUUCAGCAAUGCUUCCAGUAAAAACUUCAAAGGCCAACUCCUGACAUUAACCUUUACUGGAAGUACAUUCAGCUUGAUGCACACAGUAACCUUCAUGUAUAGCGCAAACAGAAGAAACAGUUCAUUACUGGCUCUACAAGAACUAUAAGACUUCAGAAUGUCCAGUUGUAUUGAUUCAAAAACAAUGCUGAGGCAGAUGCAAAGAAGGUGUUACUGAAGUCUGUUUCAGCUGAACAAAAUGGCAGCUUUUGCCACUGAGCAAAUUUUCACUGAAAGAGAAGAAAGAUAUCUUUUGACGCUUGUUUUCAGCUCAACAAUCCGCUGGAAUGAAACCGCAGGUAGUCACCAUGAAUGGCCAAAGCGAAGGAUCAUCAAGAUAGAAGUGUCCAACCUGAAAUCAUCUACUCUGACUUGGUGCCAGAUAAAAUCCUUGGCAGCCUGCUUACCUUCUCUCCAGUGUGGGCCUCAAGCAGACGAUGAGCAUUUUGACGAAAUGUGGCACAACGAAAUGUUUAAUGUGCGUCAAUUCAGCACAACGUCCCAGCUGAACUUAAUCCCACCCUCAGCAGAAACAGCUGGAGCCAAGAUGAGGGGUUGGAGGCAUCACCAGCCGGACAGCAGCCAGUCAUCUGUGGUGGUGACACCUGUCCAUCCAGAUGAGAUUGACGUACAGACCCUGGCUAACACCAACAAUCACUUCAACUUCAUGGAGUUUGAGGGGAUGAAAUCUGUGAGAAUCACCGCCUGUGUCCACUCACCUGAUGGACGAGAGAGUCAGAGGCAGUGGAGAGUGUCUGAUUAUAAUCUGCAGGGUCACAUGAUCCUGUCUGUGAUCUGCUCUCUGACCACGGACAUACAGCAAUGAGGAGAGAGGGCUGGCGGAACAAGAGGAGAGCAGGGUGACUCUCUGAGCAGAGGCAGAGAAUUUUAUUGUAAAUGUGAGCAUUUUAGUUGGUAGUUAGUAGUAACCUGAAGUAAUUGUAUUUGGCCACUUGGGGGCAGGAGAAAGAACCUGUAAACAAAACACUGGCACAUUAUCACCAAUAAAGAUAAU